AUUUAGUCUUUGUAUUGUGUGUUUGCAAUUGCAACGCUUGCAUAUUGGCUCAAGGGAUGAAAAGGACAUGUGGUGGAAUUUCGUCCUGGCAUUAGCAAUUUUGCUCUAGUUACAGAACCUGGUAUUUGUAAAGCUAGGGCAAAAGUGUCAACUCAUAGGCUUGCCAAACUUCUAUGUAGCAACCCGUGCCUCUCACGCGCCACCGCGUUUGCACUAAACAGAAUACCGUCUCUCUCACCCACAUAUUCCCUUAUAAUAUCUCUUUCUCUCUCACACACAAAAGCGCACUCGCCUCUGUUGUAUUUCCUCCGGUACCACGCACUACAGUGCACACGCAAAAAACGGUUUAUUUAAGAAAAUCUUUUUUUUUUGCUUUUUUUCUUUCUCUCACUUAGAACACUCCUCUUUCGAUUUUCUCUCUCUAAACUGCAAUUUAAAUAGCCGGCUUUCAUUCAUUCAUAUCUCUCCACCUUUUGCCUCUUCUCAACUUCUAGAGAGAGAGAGAGAGAGAGAGAGAGAGAGAACAGUAUCAAAUUCUAAUCAGUUACCCCUUUCAUCAUAUACAAACAUCUAUAGAUACAGUGUUUUGCUCAAUUAUUUCCGUAUUUCAACAAAAUAAACUAGAACUAAAAUAUUCCUUACUUCUUCACCAUUCUUCCGCACUCGUUUUCCAGCUUGCGCAUGCAUUUUCGCAGUCUGUGUAUGCAUAUAUUAUAUAUAUAGGUGCGUAUUGUAGAAAUUUUGGUGGAUUGUAAUUUAGUGAUGUUGAACCUCAAUUUGACUAUUGAUCAUUCGGCACCGACCGUCGAUCGAGUUGAAACGGCGUCGGAGAAGCAUCUUAUAAUAUCGGGAGAUCAAAUGGAAUAUUCCGGCAGCUCUAAUUCCUCCAUCGUUAAUUUGGAAACAUCGAGCACCGCCGGCGAUGAUAACUCUUGCUCGAAUCAUUUCGUCGGUUUCGAUAUAUGGAAGAGCAACGGUGAAUACGAGGAGAGUGAGAAAUCGAGCUGCGGUUACGUGAUGAAGGAUUUUUUUCCGGCAAGUGGCGAAGCUCGACCGGGCCAGUGGCUGGAUCUCCCGGAGAAUCGCCAGGUGUUAGCGGAGCAGAGGAUUAUUGCUCAGCCGCAGAAGAUGCAGCAGGUGAAGAAGAGUCGGAGGGGACCGAGGUCUCGCAGCUCUCAGUAUCGUGGCGUCACAUUCUAUCGCCGCACCGGACGUUGGGAAUCUCACAUUUGGUAAGUUAAUACUUCAUUGAUUUUUCAUAUUAAUUUUAAUAUUUCAAUUACAUCUU
Molecule: messenger RNA, 1288 nt
Organism: Erythranthe guttata (spotted monkey flower)
Lineage: Eukaryota; Viridiplantae; Streptophyta; Magnoliopsida; Lamiales; Phrymaceae
Source: RefSeq, a predicted model, not a curated record